UUUUCAUUCAAUAAAACUUACCACUUAUACACUGAUUAAGUAUAUGAUAUGAAGCUAAAAAAAUCACACCUGUGGAUAUAUAUAUCUUCUCCACAUAUUAGUCAUUUUAAUUCGAUAACUAAAAUCCAGCACUGAUAUAUGAAAAACAGAUAGUAUAUACUCCACUUUGGAACAAUACAAAUUUAAUUAUAACACACCCAGCAAAAAAAUCCGAGCAGAGAGUCAAAACCAACACUUUGACCAAGUGUCUGCGUGACAGGUGGAUUUGUCUGCUUCAUCAACAACAUCUUUAACCACACUGUCUCAUCAUUCCACCAUCUCCGUUAUUUAUAAAACAAAAUACCAACUCUUCUUCUUCUUCGUCGAAUAUCUUCAAUUAAUUAAUAAUAAAUUCCUCUAUAUAUAUACACACACACGUUCAAAUCAUUAGUCACCUGCUUAGAUAAAAAUCAUAGAGAGAUAGAUAGUAACCCAACAGAAAAAAUGGGAAGAGGUAGAAGAAGCUCAUCGUCUUCAUCGAUAGAAAGUAGCUGCAAAAGCAACCCAUUUGGUGGCUCUUCGAGUAAUAAUACUCGGAACCUAAGCACUGACCUGAGGCUCGGACUCAGCUUCGGCUCAUCGUCCGGUCAAUAUUACAACGGCGGAGAAAAUCAUGAAUAUGAAGUCGUUGCGGCUGCUGAUCAAGAAAUGAUCAUGGAAGAAGAGCAAGAAGAAGAUCAAAACGAGUGUAAUAGUCUUGGAAGCUUCUACGUGAAGGUUAACAUGGAAGGAGUUCCUAUUGGAAGAAAGAUCGAUCUAUAUUCCCUUAGUGGGUAUCAUGAUCUGAUCACAACGCUUGAUUACAUGUUCAACGCCUCAAUCCUAUGGGCUGAGGAAGAAGAGAUGUGUAGUGAGAAAAGUCAUGUGCUAACAUACGCAGACAAGGAAGAUGACUGGAUGAUGGUUGGAGAUGUUCCUUGGGAGAUGUUCUUGUCUAGCGUGAGAAGACUGAAGAUCUCAAGAGCUUAUCACUACUGAUUUGACCAAUACAGUGUGGCAAGUAGUUAGUUUUGUCAUGAUGUAAAUCACUUUAUCGGAAAUUUUAUUCAAAAUUUUUGUUUCUAGUUUUAUUACGUAAUGUUUUUUAUUCGGUUAUAACUUGCAAGGAUGAAUUUUUCUUUCAGAUCCUUCGUUAGAAGGUUCAUGUUUUGUUGUUUAUUAGAUUUUUUUUUUCAGAAAAAUCCCUAGCGAUAAUAAAACCAAAUAUUAUAUGAA
Brassica napus (rape) is the source of this 1254-nucleotide messenger RNA. Its product is annotated as auxin-responsive protein IAA30-like. The coding region runs from base 484 to 1017 and encodes 177 amino acids. Gene Ontology annotation, molecular function: protein binding. The record is from RefSeq and is a predicted model, not a curated record. Gene Ontology annotation, cellular component: nucleus. Gene Ontology annotation, biological process: regulation of DNA-templated transcription. The transcript is spliced from 3 exons. Lineage: Eukaryota; Viridiplantae; Streptophyta; Magnoliopsida; Brassicales; Brassicaceae.